Leishmania mexicana MHOM/GT/2001/U1103 is the source of this 4227-nucleotide messenger RNA. Its product is annotated as putative CYC2-like cyclin. Gene Ontology annotation, biological process: regulation of cyclin-dependent protein serine/threonine kinase activity. The record is from RefSeq and is a predicted model, not a curated record. Bases 1 to 4227 code for a protein of 1408 amino acids. Gene Ontology annotation, molecular function: protein kinase binding. Lineage: Eukaryota; Euglenozoa; Kinetoplastea; Trypanosomatida; Trypanosomatidae. The transcript has a single exon.
AUGGACUGCGUAGAAGCCUGCCCGCCGCAUCAUCGACGCCCGUCCCAACUCGCGCAUCGUCCGCCAACGUCUGUCGUCGGAGACAGCAACGGCAUCAGCGGUGGUGUUGGCUCCAGCGGCUCCAGCAACGUUCGUCGCGCGUGCGCCGCCGUGUCUGCCGCGCGCUCGACGGAGCGCAUCCAUUCAGCUUUUCCUACGUACGCGGAGUCGCCGCAGCAACAUCAGCCAUCGACAACAACGGCGACAUCUACCCCUGCAACCACUGCGGCGCGCGCGUCGCCGUUUGCGGUAGAGAAGCACUACCAGGGCUGUCCAGACGCCGGCGCGGCGAUCACCGUGCCCCCAGAGCAGCAGCAGAGCCAGUACCUGAAGCGCCUCUCCCCCAGCACCUGCAGCGGUAGCGCGUCGAACCUGACCCUUUUGAUUCACUCCAACACCAACACCAGCGUCACGUCAGCGGCGACGGACAGCUCGGGGCAGUCUACCCCCCUCUCCGGGGUCUCCUCCCAUCAGCAACAGGCGCAGCGAGCCCGCGCGCAACGCGUCGUCGACGAGGCAAACCACCUUUACUCGAAUCCCUGCUCUUCCCUGCGACCGUCGCUGGACUCUCGCUCGAGCAGCCGCGCCCGCGACAAAGAGGACGACGAAGUCGCUACCGACGACGACCAGCCGCCGCUGCAGCAGCAGCAGCAGCACCGUCGCCACAGCGACGAUCUCUUGCAGCGGCACCGCGUCAGAUGUAGCGUGCCAUCCAGCAAGCGUCCAAGACAGCCUCUGCGGGAUCCGUCGUCACCACCGCUCCCACCUCAGCAGCAGCAGCAGCAGCAGCAGCAGCAAGAAGACGUGGAGGACGAGGAGGAGCGAACACAUCCGCAUCGUCGCUGCGGCGCCACCAUGCAUAUCCCCGACCCCUCCACGUUUGUAGACCCCUCCUCUUCCUCGCGGCACAGGCCGACGACGACGACGGCAACGGCGAGCACGCACAAGGAUGUCACCGACCCGAGAGGCCAUAGCAAUGGCCGCAACAGCCACCCCAUGAACCAGCCUCACCAGUGCCGUGGCGGCAGCAGUAGCACGAACGGCGACGGCAAUCGCGCGCGCAAGCUCGACGAUGUCGAGUACGAAGAUCAAGAGGUGUGGCGCGCCGUACACCCGCCGCUGCAUCUUCGGCGGCAUGGAGGGGAACGGGACGGGGACAACGACGACCCCCAAGCCGUCACUGCUGCCAUGAUAAUCGCCCCCGGCGGUGGCGCCGCCGUCACAUCCAUGUGCUCUGCCUGCCUCUCCGCGCCAGACGCCACGCCGGUGGUGCCGCCGCCGAAGCGGUUUGCCACCGGAGAGGGUGAGGCAGUGGCGCUCGACGAGCUUCGCUACGCCUCCAGCUCCACCACCGCGGCCGCCGCCUCCGCGAUCCUCGAGGAUGAUGAGGACGACGAGGGCGAGCGCGCGUCGCCGUCGCGUAACGUCACCACUGACGAGAGCCACGAAACUGAAGCACCGUCCGUUGCGCGACGCGCAACGCAGCAGCAGCAGCAGCAGCAGCAGCAGCAGCGCGACGGUCGCACUCGAAAGGCGCGUGUCGCGGGUACGACCAGAGGCAAUUGCGUUAACAGCAGCAGCAGCAGCAGCAGCAGUGGUGGUGUGUUGGCCAGUCGGCGGCACGCCAACGACAGCAUCACGGCUAGCAUCCCGUACGACCCGUCCCGCUUCCCUCUGCCGUCCCAGCCGCCGAAUCUGGCGGCCCCUGCCACGGCAGCCGUAGCAGCGGCAGCCCCCAGGACCGCGUCCGAGCACGCGUCUGAUGGCCCGCGGAUAAGCACGAGCCAGCCUAGCUGCGCCACUCCGCCAGACGCGCAGCAGCAGCAGGGCCCGCAGGCAGCGGGUGCCAUGGGCAGCGCCGCGCUCGCACCGGCACGCCCGCCAAUCAAGCUGAUCGACACUCGCUACGCCUUUCUUGCUCUCUCCUUCAUGAUGCGCAUGCUGUGCAAGCUGCACAAGGGCGAGCCGAUCCCGUCGAGCGACUUCCACUCGCACUGCAUACCGCCGAUGACGGUGAUCAUGUACGUGCAGCGGCUGGUGCGGUACUGCGCGUGCAGCGGCGAGGCGCUCCUCUGCUCCUUCUUACUGCUGCUGAAGUACGUCUUUCACAGCGGGCACCCUGUUACCAUCUAUAACGCACACCGGCUACUCAUCACCAGCAUCGUGCUCGGCAUCAAGCUGCGCGACGACGUGUACUACAGCAACGUCUAUUACGGCCGCAUCGGCGGCAUCAGCGGACGCGAAAUGAAUAAGCUAGAGCUGCUUUUCCUCGAGAAGCUGGAGUGGGAGACGCAGGUGCAUGUGGACGAGUACGUGGCGCUGCUCGAUCUGCUCGCGGAGCUCGGCAUUGACGCGGAGCCGACCAACGCGCAGCUCGAAGCCUUUGCGGCGGCGCACCCGGACGAAGCCGCCGCGUACGUGUCGGACGAGGAGGAUAGCGAAAUCGCCGAGGCAAGCGCGAAGCUGCAGCAGCAGGGCGCCGACUCAGCCGCCGGCUCCUCCAUGAAGGACGCUGCCGCAAGUCCCACCCCCCUGCCCGCGGCGGAGCAGCAGCGCCUGAAGGGGCUCCGUGGCGCCUAUCGGUUGCAUCAGUGGCACACGCUCGUGGUGCCGUGGCUGGCGCGCCUGGAGCGCUGCGUGUUUGCCAAGGCGGAGGCGAAUGCCGCCGCCGCCGCCGCCGCCCGGAAGGAGGAAGGUCUGCGCUGGCAGCAGUACCACCGCGAGGAUGAGAAGGCCGCAGCGCUGCGGCAUCAACGGCAGUCCUCUGCAAGUACGUGGCUAUCACCCUUGUCCGUGCAGAAGCGUGCAACGAGCAGUGCCACCACUGCCGCGGCCGCUGCUGCCACUGCGGGGGCUGCCUGGGCCUCCGAGCCCCCGUACCAGGCCUCUUGGCCCCACCGCGACAGCAGCAAUGUGCCGCACCGUAGCUCGAGCGGCGCGAUGGUGAUGGGCGGUGGCGGCACCCAUGCCACUGCCACUAGCAGCAGCGGCGGGAACAGCGGCUUCGACAAUGUGCGCUGCAACAACUUUGUGAACUUCGCGAGCAACGUUAACGGGGGCUACUUUGGCACCCUCUCCGCCUCCGCGUCUGCCUCAGCGGCGGCAGCAGCGGCGCCCACGGCGGUGAACCAAGGCAACCGUCCCGCCAGCUCUGGCCAAAGCAAGAGCCACAGCGGCAGCGCGACAUUCGACAGGUCUGCAUCGCCGUCCUCGUCGGGUCAGUGCCUGAGUCAGCAGAAGCCUCUCGUCUCUAUCCUCGUGCCGUCCGCAUACUACCACCAGGGCACCGACGUCGCUCGCACGUCGAUACAAGUGCGGCACCACACCGCAGCCUCCGCCUCCGAUCACUUCGAUAUCACGAACCGCGUAGCAGCGCCCGUGGCGGCGGUGUCGACCUUGGCGGAUGCUGGUGCGGAGCUCCACCAGCACACUGCAUCGACACAGCAACAGCAACUGCCGUCUGUGGCUGGCACGACCGCGCAGCUCACGUCACCGUCGUCGUCCACCACCACCCACGGAAGCGGCAUCAACGUCAACGCCCAGCCGUACUACUAUGUUAGCAGCCGGAUGCGCAAACAGCAGCAGCAAGCGGCAGCAGUGUCGCCGGCCUCGGUCGACCCAUCGGCUACCCGCCCGGGUAGCGACUUGUCAGUCGCUGGUACGACGUCGACGAUGACGCAAGCAACCGCGGUAGGCACUGAUGACGCUGUGGCGGCCGCGCAGCGUGCGCCGUUGUCUACCCUCGAAGGCGACAGCGGUGCACGCUCACCAGGCUCGUCGUUCACGAGCCCGGCGUGCGUCAACUCGCUGGCGCGCUUCAGCACGUGCGCAAAGACGUCGACGGACAAUGUGGCAGGUCAUCCGUUCCAGCCGAGCGGCUGCCGCAGUGGCAUCGAGACUGUCGUGUCGGCGAUGAAGAUGUCCGGCAUUUACGGCGGCAGCGGCGGCGGCAUCAGCACCAACAGUGCGAGCGGCAGUAGCGCGUAUCCCCACACCUUUCCAACGCGGCCCAUUGCCAGGUCAGGUGCGGACGGCGGCAGUGGCGGCGAGCAGGCGACUUCGGCGCACGUGCCACGGCGGUCUCCGCACGCGGAUCACCAGGCGCCGGUGCACCGCCGCUCCACCUUCGCGUCGCAGCACUCACUCGGCAAGAAGCGCUCAAAGCCUGACAGCUACAAGGACUACUAA